CUACAUCGUUGGUAGAGUGCACGCAUUUCCCAUGCGCCAUGGAGAACCCGGACGACGAGAAGCAACAAUUGCCAUCGCCAGCAAGCGGUGACCUUCCGGAAGGUUUAGUAUUGGUGAGCAGUGACAGUGAUGACCCAGACGAGGAUGAGGAUCACGAGGAGGGCGAAAUACAGGACAAAGAUGAUGAGGACGAACAGCAGCCACAAGAGCUGGAGGACAUCAGCUCGGAAGAAGAAUCGACCAUUCGUGAGCGAAUGGCGGCUCUGGAAGCGAUGGACAAGAAGGUUGGCAUGAUGAAGCGAAAAUUUGCGAACCACAGCAAAUACGACUACCUGGACGUCGAGGAAGUCAUGAACGGGAAGGAAAAUUAUUGUUAUUACUACCCGCAACAUCAGAAUCCGUUGUAUCGAAGCUACAAGCCGUACAAACCUACUACCACGAACAAAGAAGACAAUCGAUACAGCGUGGCUAAAUACACGCGAACUGUUGCAACGAAACGUCCCGCUGAUAAGGUAAAGGAAAAGAGCUCGAAACGGUCCUCGCACCGUAGACACAAGCGUCGACGAUAUGCUUCCAGGUCUCCUACACCUUCAGAACGACGUGCCCUAUCGACCGAUUCCGAACCGGAAGCGCUGGUCGAUCGGGAGUAUCUGAAAAUUGCUUGCGGCGUUGGUAAUGGGAAGAAUCAACGACUGUCCAGCAGCAAGAAUCCACUGAAAAAGAAACUUCUUUUGCAAACAACAAAAUGGAAAAGAAAAGCUGAGGUUAAACGAAAAAAAGCUAUAGCGGAAGUGUUGCAAAGUCCUUCUAGCAAUUCUGACGACGAUGCAGUCGUGGUAGACGAUGAUGAAGAAGACGAAGAAGCAGAGGAAGAGUUGCAACUUCGUUUGCUGGCCCUCAGUACAAAACCGAUCGUGCGAGAAGCGGGACUCAGUGAAAUUAUUUCAGAAUUUCAGAUACCUUCGCCUCCUCCACCGCCAACAAUAAACCAAGCGGAGCAUAACUUGUCCGAUGCGGUGUCAGCGGAAGAACAUGAGCUGCGCAUUAUCGCGCUGAAAACGGCCGUAUUGAAGAAGCAUGAAUCGAGGAAAAAGCGCAGAGAGUUGGACAAUGAGCAACCGUACUCCCCGAGCGAUGAUAUUGUUCUUUCACCUGUUCGGGAGAUAGCUCCACCGUAUGAUAAUGAAUUGUAUAGCGAAGGCCGAGAUUCGGUGGAAAUGAUCGAAGAUGAUCAGGAUGAUGUGCUGAUAGUGGAACCACACUACGAACAAAUUGAUCUUGUCGAUUCAGACGAUAAUGGGAACGAUAUGGAGAUCAGCCCGCUUGGUAGUCCGAUCGGCAGGGUUGACGAAACCGUGCAGGAUAUGGAGGAACAUGCACAGCAACCCAUCGAUAUGGAGCUGGCAAGCAGCGAUAGUAUUAGCAGUGCUCCGUCUCCUGUAUACAGUGCAACUGGGACGGAACACAGACUGUUACUCGGGGGAACAGAUUCAUGCGAUUCCGCGCUGUUCCAUCGGAGAGGUGAAAUGUUACAGGAAAGUCCUUCCGCUACUCCUGACUCAAUGGAGGAGGCAGAAGCGGAAGCUCUAAGACAUUUGCUACUGACUAAGAUGCGUCAGAAGCAAACCAAGAAGAAGGAAGAGGCUAAACCAGCUCAGGUUAUAUUACCAUUGAAUGAUGAACAUAUUUCAUGCCAAGAGCAUGAAGAGUUCGAUACUGCCCCGAAAGACAACGUUCCUGUAGUUAGUUUCCAAGAUGAUAAACAGUUAUCAGCAUGCGAAGAUGAACCUGAUCGAGAACCGGCUUCCUUAUCCCCGAAGAUAAGUAAAACUUCCAAUCUAAUCACCAUUGUCGAUCGGACAACACAACGAAAGCGGAGGAAGAAAUCACUUACGAACAGCGCUACUGGUCCAGUCGUGGAAGCUGUAACUGCACAUUCUUCCUCCACUCCCACUAAUGUACCAUCUGAUCCUUGUCCUCAGUUGACCAAAGCAUCUUCUAUAGUGCACACACAAAAGCUUGUCAAUAAUCCAAACAAACUGAUUAACCUAAACCGCACUGCUGCACCAUCACCUCCAACGAUCCUAACAGGGCCACGUACCGAAUCUCCCAAGGAUCCAACUAUGGUCGAAACGUUUGUUUCACGGCCAGUGGCGAAGCUCGUCAUACAGCUGGGACAUUCCGAUUCGGAUUCGGAGGUCGAUUUCAGCACAUCGUCCCCCGAGAAGGGUGAUAAUGCGAAUGCUGGUUCGGUUGCGAUAUCCGUAGAGGUUACAACUGGAGGAGCGCCUGCAACGCCGACGGUACGGUUUGAGGAACAGUUGGAUAAGUUUUUGAAAAGUGUAAGAAGUAAAAGCACAACUGUGACGACCAAGGAAGAUCCUCAAGUGUUGGUGCAACAUUCCGAGCGUGGCGUUUCUUCCAGUGAGAAAAGCUUAGCUUCUACGAAGCAGCAGCAGCCAAGGAAUGCGGCGAAAAAACUUCCAACCAGUAGUAAUGCCAUGGCAACGCCAACGGCUGUGAGACACCUAUCGAAAUCGGCUCAGAUGGAGUAUAUGAGACUGGUCGCCCGUAAGGCGCAAUUAGAACGCUACAAGCUUGCACGACAAAGUUCGGCACACACCUCCUCUAGCAGCGUUGGAAAGGAAAGCUCAGUUCCUAAGCAAGACACCCGUACACUCAACAGUAGCCCAGUCGGUGAGCAGAAAACGUACGAGCCAAAGCUCGGGAAGAGUCCGGGAAGACGGAAACAAUCGUGUAGUAGCGCUGCCCAACCCACCUCGGUUACCGAAUCAACAAACGAAGAGCAAGCAACCGUUCAGGAUCCGAUCGAAAGAAAACUGCAACAAAUACGCACGAGUUUGCCGAACCUUUCGGAAGCAUCGCGAAACCGAUUGCUCCUAACCGCAGAAAAGCAACUGGAAAAGCACAGCGGCACCUUCUUGAACGAACUUGAGCGGCAUAAUGCGACGCUAUUGGAGGCACAGGAAGCACGGCGCGAGCUGUACCAUCUCGAGAAUCGCAUCGAUUUGCUAAAGGAAAAGCUGUCCCUGCUCGAGAAUGUGUACGAGAAGCGACGCCAUCGUUCGUACGAUACGUUCUCCAGCCUCCAAGCGACGCGCAAGAAGAUUCUUUUCAGUCGCAAACGUUCAGGUGAACUGGAACGAAUGUGUGGCCAGAUUGGGCGUAUCAUAAAGGGGGAAUCGUAUCAACUGCCAACAUCCUCGAAGGGAGCCGUGGUGCAGCAGCAGUUGCGGAUUUUGGUUGCCGAAACGCAGCAACUGAAAAACAUCCGCAAGCCUACGCUACACGAGUUUAAGGAAGAUAUGAUUGCCAACCAUAAGCGACGAUUGGGGAGUUCCAGCGAUCAGACCCCUUCUUGGAAGAUGAAUACGUACGGUAACGAGUGUGAUGAAGGCCGACCGAUCGAGGCGGUAAAUAGCCAGAAAGAUGAUUCCUCCGCGGAACCAGAGGAGAUCAAUCCAUCUGAACCGGUUGGUCCAGUAGAAGAAACAUCCGAUCCAGUGUCUCACCCAGCUCCUCCGGAGCUUGUGGAUGAGUCAUGUACGAAAGAGCCAUCAGAACAAGUUGAGGAAGCAGAAAUGCCAACGACGGAUAUUGCAAAUGAUGUAGAAUGUUCGGAAGCUGCUGAACCAUUGAUUGUGCAGAAUGUAACACAAGCAGAUGUUACAGUUGAGACUGUCGCAGAGCAGGAAAAGGAGAUGCCAAAUAUCGAGGUAUUGCCGCAAGAAGACGAGCCUGUUCCGUGCAUUGAACCGGGUUCGAAAGAAGGCGAAGAAGACACUAUGAUGAAAGAUAAAGGAAACGUUCCUGGCGAAACGUUCCGAAUGGAAAAGUAUACGUCACCGCUGAUGUCCUUGAAACAAGGUGCACAGAACAUUCCCACCGGUAUCCUUUGUCCUUUCGAGCUCGGAGGUCAAUGCGUUGAUCAGGACUGCAAGUAUGAGCACUUUAACCAACGUACGGCUUAAAGUCGUCAUGCAUAUCGUUAGCCGAUGGCGUCAGGUUUUGCCAUUGUGCAAAUGUGUGCCAUUGCUUUUUUAGAUUUCGUCCUGGUUUUUCUUCUCCUCUUGCACACCAUAGUCAAUUAGCCGGGGGGUUAGUUUUAGCAUGCUGCCUAUCAAUCAUUCUGUAGGUUGCUCACCUUUAAGUUACCGUUGCAAAGUGUGUUUCACAAGUUCCCGUAUUGCUGUUUCCCGUUCGGUAAAAUGAGCAAGAAUGGGAAGUGACCGACCGAAAACGCUGGGCAUCGGAUUUCAUCGGAUGGAGUUACGCUAAUCGUCUGGGAGCUGCAGGAGAUAUGCCACUGGGUACGAACACGCGAUGGUGGACACCGAUCGGCGUCCCGGGCAUUUAUGAGUCGUUCUAUUGGGUAAGUUGUUAAUCAGAUAUCCCUCCGAUAUUCUGUUUCGUUGUUCAUUUGUUCGACCACCAUCGGUUGUGCUGAAUGCGAUCGUGCAUAGUGAAGCGAUCCGGAAGCGUUCGUUUUAGUGAGUGGAUAACAAAUGGAAGUGGAAAUCAUCGGUACUUCCAGCGCCCUGUGCUACCGUCCCUGGUGCACACACUGUUGUAGCAUAGAAGAGUUAAGUUAAGUGAUGUUAAAAAGUUCACCGAGUGCCACACAUAGUCGACGAGACGCUAUUGUUAACGGGAAGCGCUGCUGACUGGCUGACCAGUGACCGGCCAUCGUCGAGAAGUUAGCGUUGGCCACACAUCCCUCCGAUGGUUGCGCAAGCCGGGAAUGAAACAUCCGAAUGCAGGGAAGAGUACAAAGUUCCAUCAGUUCUCUCGAAUGCUUAAUUUAGUGUAGGUUUCUCACUUACGAAGCAUGUGUGUCCCUGCUUCAGGACCCACACUCAGUGAUACACCACAUACGAUCGAACCGGAUGUGCGUUGGAUAUCAAGAACCGUUCGAAACGGCGCGUGUUUCGAAUGCGACUUUGAAUUACUUUUUUAAUUACCUCUCUAAACUAAUAUUGGUUUUCUGUCGAAAAAUUGUUGGUUUAUUGUUAGAUAUGGUUUUUAUCUCUUUUCUUUAAAACGAGUUUGAAUUAAACAUUGGAAGCCAAGCUUGAAUUCACUACUGCAAACUCAAACCUGUGUUUGUGCGUGCGUGUGUACUUGCUCUUUUAAUUUGUGUGUUCGUGUGUUCAAAUGUAACUGUUUUUUUUAAAAUAA
Anopheles moucheti is the source of this 5199-nucleotide messenger RNA. Its product is annotated as microtubule-associated protein futsch. The transcript is spliced from 7 exons. The record is from RefSeq and is a predicted model, not a curated record. The coding region runs from base 39 to 3992 and encodes 1317 amino acids. Lineage: Eukaryota; Metazoa; Arthropoda; Insecta; Diptera; Culicidae.